Messenger RNA from Corticium candelabrum, 680 nucleotides. RefSeq lists its product as uncharacterized. Bases 150 to 536 code for a protein of 128 amino acids. The transcript is spliced from 2 exons. The record is from RefSeq and is a predicted model, not a curated record. Gene Ontology annotation, molecular function: protein dimerization activity. Lineage: Eukaryota; Metazoa; Porifera; Homoscleromorpha; Homosclerophorida; Plakinidae.
GAACGGGUUGGUUCGGCAAGCGGAACAACGACUUUGUUGAUCCUAUGUGUCGUUGAUCGAAGCACUUCAUAAUCGUCUUGAGUCGCUAAACGUUCAGCACUUAGCUGCUUCGACUAUUUGGUUCAUUGCAUUGGUUGUGACACUGCAAUAUGGCGACCAUCCCUAGCGACACUGCUCCUCAACAGUAUGCGCUUCAAAACAAACUCGUUAAGACAGCCAAGAAACGUCGUAACUCAACAACUGAAGCUGUUUCUCAGCUAGCAAAACUUCUCCCAUUACCUUCAGGAACUAACAAAGAGAAGUUGAAAACGAAUCACAUUCUCCGGCUUGCUGUUAGCUACAUUCGAAUGAAGCAAUUGAUUCAAGGCAGUAUAAUGCCGUUGUAUGGCAAGGAAAGGGGGAAGAAAAGUUGCAAUAUGAGAAGAACUACUGCACCUCUUCAAGGUGUUUCAUUGGCAAAGAAGAGGAGACUACAUAUGUCCCAGUCAUUGCAACUGCCAUCAGGGGAUGUUCUCAAUGUCAGUGGUUACAAUUGAUUAACUAAAUAGACAACUAAUUUAAAUACUUGAGAUUUUAAAAAAAUUUUGUCAGAUUGCCAGUGAGUGAGUCCAUGGUUUGUUAAUUUUGCAGUGAUAUAGCAAACACAAGCAUAAUGAUGCUUUGAUUUCCUAUGGAGACAU